CCCUCACAUGACAGAAUGUCAUAACAACAUUAAUAUAAACAAAGUAGCAUGUGCUCUUCGCGGUCCAUGGUUACAAGAAGGAUGUAAAUCUUAUAAAUCGGAAGCGUUUUAUCGAGAGGGGACAAAUCUUAUUUAUCGGAAGCGUAAUAAUUCCCUUUGCCGUGGUGCCAUCCGUGUUGUGUGUUGUGUUGUGCUUCAUCUUGUGCAGCUGGCCUCGAUGCCGUGCCAAGUGUUCCGUGCGGGUUAAGUGCUUCGCAUCCGUGUGAUCGUCUAUGUUGUGUGUUGUGUUUGCCGGUUUAUUUUUCACAGCUGGCUUCCGUUCAGUUGAAUAUAUCCCGAUGGAUUGCGGCUUCAGUUCAGUUCUCGCUAGUUGUGUACCAAAAAGUUAAAGUGUAGCAAAAUGUGUUUGAAAUGGUAGUAUAUAUUCAGGUGUUGUGAUAUCGGACCAAAACUCAACAUUAUCAGAAUCAGAAUUAAGCACUAAAACUGGCACAAGCGAUUAAAAAGGGCACGGUCAUGCUACAUCCCGAUUGCGAAUAAAUAUCGCGUUAGACGCGAUUGCGUGUGAUUUAGUUUUUCGUGCGAAAGUUAGUGUGACGGAAUAAAAAUCGGUAUAGCAAAAUUAAUUGCUCGCGAGUGUUGUUACAAUACAGUGUCACGUUGUGAGUUACCUCGAAAGGGGUGUAAUUGUAAGGGGGAGAAUCCGAAAGGGUUUUUUCUCAUCCUUCUUGUGAAAAUCGAAAAAAAAUAUUAUCGUUAAAAAGCGUGUGAAAAGGAAAGAAAUCCUUGAAGUGAAAAUAAAAAGUGAUUGAAAAUAGUACACGAGUGUUGGCUAAGCUAAAAGGGAGUGAAUUUAAUUUCGCCCCUCAUUACGUGUGUACGUGAGUGUUGUUGUUGUGGGCGGGAAGCAAAGGAAAGGUUUACCCUUGGGCUUAGAUACGGUGCAUCAUAUUUCUUGCAGCAGAGUUUGUGUGGCUUUUUGGCUUGCGUUUCAUUAAAAAAGUGUCAAUUGUAUCGGUAGCGUUCGCUUUCAAUUAAGCUCCCAAGUGGUUUCUAACGUCGGAAAGCAUUUUUUUUGCAAUUCAUCGUUUGCUACGGAUUUCGUUUGCCGAUUGCUGUUUCUGCGUCAUCGCAACCUACAACUUCACAGAUCAACACUGCCCGAAUGUCAUCAAGCAAAGGAAGUGAUCGUGCAGCAUAACAAGAAAGCUGGUGCAAAAUGAUGAAUUGAAAGUGAAACGGCCCACGUUUGUUGUUUUUCCGCACGUAUAGAAAAGAUGUUCGGGGUGAAACGAGCAAUAGUGUGAAACGCAGUGCGUUGCCAUUUUUUAAAUAGUGCGCCUCCUUCUAAAACAGCACUUGUUCCACUUUCUAACAUACUCCUUGGUUUUCCAUCGACCUUUUUCCUCACCUCAUAUUCCUUGCUCCUACCUGUUUUUCGCGCUCCAUUUACAUCGAACCGUAGUGUGGUGGCUGAUUUGUUUUUGUCCGAUCUUUUGUGCGUGUCUCACUGUGUCGGGUGUCGGGUUCCUUGGAAGCGAAAAGUUAGCGUUUAUGAGCGUGCCAAGUGUUAACGAUCGUGAAAACAACUGUGCCCAUCGCUAUUCCGCCGCAAAACGGUGUUGCUGCUGUCAGUGCUUCGAUCCGACCGCAGCCACCAGCUAGGAUCUGCGACGUGCACACAAUGGCGGUACCGUCACCAUCGCAACAACAGCCGCGAUCAUGCCUCUCGUCGAUUGUGCGUUACCGAAGGUCACAUCAACCCAGCCACAGUCCUUGUCCGGCCAUCGUUCCACCGGAUCCGCACGCUAGCGGUGGCAGAAGCAUGACUACCCGGUGGAUCUUUGUUGCACUCGCAGCACUGUUUGCAAUCACGCUGCGCGAAGUUGACGCGUCACCGAACGCCACCAUCGCUAAUGGAAGCGUUAAUGGGCGGCUUUCGGUAGUGCCCAGUUACAACGGUAGUAGCGAUGAUCUAAUUACGCCCGAUGAGAUCAACGCCGGUUUGCUGGAGUAUGUAGCGGGGCCACUUCCAUUGGCGGCGAUGGAAGCAGCGAAACCGAAGCGAGAAAAUGCACGGCCCGCCGCCAUCUACAUGAACGAGUUUGCCGUGUAUAUUCCACGUGGUGCUGACUUUGCCGACUCCAUCGCGCACAAGUACGGCUUCAGCAAUCUGGGACAGAUCGGUCCCCUGAAAGGCUACUAUCUGUUUCACCAUAAUCACGUGCGCAAACGUUCGAUAGAUCGUAGCGAAGUUCAUCACAAUGCUCUUAAUACAGAACCGGAGGUCCGAUGGGUGCAGCAACAACAUGAAAAGCCCCGAUACAAGCGUGAUUAUAGCACGUUCGAUCAGGACUUUGUGCGAUUUCCGGGCUUCCGUUCGUUGGUGUCCGGUACAAGGAUGGCGUACCGUGAUACAAGCACCCACAAUAUCUUUCCCGAUCCACUGUUCAAGGAACAGUGGUACCUGGUGAGUGCCAACGGUGGCGCCAAGGAUGGACCGGACAUGAACGUUGGACCGGCCUGGCAGAAGGGCUACACGGGCAAGGGUGUCGUCGUGUCAAUUCUCGACGACGGCAUCCAGCGCAACCAUCCGGAUCUGGCACUCAACUACGAUCCAGACGCAUCGUACGACAUUAAUGGCAACGAUUCGGACCCGAUGCCGCGCGAUAACGGUGACAACAAGCAUGGAACGCGCUGCGCUGGUGAGGUUGCAGCCGUCGCCUUCAACCAGUACUGUGGAGUUGGUGUGGCGUACAACGCAAGCAUUGGUGGCGUACGCAUGUUGGACGGUACGGUAAACGAUGCGGUAGAGGCGAAAGCACUCGGUUUGAACCCGGACCACAUCGAUAUCUACAGUGCCUCCUGGGGCCCGGAAGAUGAUGGUUCGACGGUGGAUGGACCGGGACCGUUGGCACGGCGUGCAUUCAUCUUUGGCGUCACGAGCGGCCGACAGGGUAAGGGUUCGAUCUUUAUCUGGGCCUCCGGUAACGGUGGACGUUACACGGACAGCUGCAACUGUGACGGUUACACGAACUCCAUCUUUACCCUAUCGAUCUCGAGCGCCACUCAGGGCGGCUAUAAACCUUGGUAUCUGGAAGAAUGUUCAUCCACACUCGCAACAACGUACAGCUCAGGUACACCCGGACAUGACAAGAGUGUUGCCACCGUGGACAUGGAUGGAUCGUUGCGUCCUGAUCGGAUCUGCACCGUAGAACACACGGGCACCUCAGCCUCGGCACCAUUAGCCGCUGGCAUUGCCGCACUGGCACUGGAAGCCAACCCAUCCCUUACCUGGCGUGAUAUGCAAUAUCUCGUAGUGUUGACAUCACGCUCCGAUCCGCUCGAGAAAGAACCGGGCUGGAUACUGAACGGCGUCAAGCGUAAGGUAAGCCACAAAUUUGGCUACGGACUGAUGGAUGCGGGUGCAAUGGUAAGUUUGGCCGAACAGUGGACCGCCGUACCUUCGCAGCACAUCUGCAAGUCGCGCGAAAUCAACGAAGAUCGUCCGAUCGAAGUGUCCGUCGGCUACACGCUCCAAACGCACAUGGAUGUGAAUGGGUGUGCUGGUACGGUGAACGAAGUGCGCUACCUGGAGCAUGUACAGUGUAAGAUCACGUUACGAUUUUUCCCACGUGGAAAUCUGCGCAUCCUGCUAACCUCACCGAUGGGUACGACCUCGACGCUACUGUUCGAACGGCCGCGUGACAUUACCAAGUCUAACUUUGACGAUUGGCCAUUCCUGAGCGUACAUUUCUGGGGUGAACGGGCCGAAGGUCGGUGGACGCUGCAGAUCCUUAACGGUGGACCACGCCGUGUUAGUCAGCCCGGAAUCCUUUCGAAAUGGCAGCUCAUUUUCUACGGUACCCAAACCAACCCGAUCCGGCUCAAGUCGGAAGGUACGCGUACGGGAGCGGCCGGAUAUUCCGGGCUGAAUCCGUUUGUGUUUCCGACCGAAACGGAUAUCAAUCAGCAGGGUGGUUCACUUGGUGGUGCCGGUGCAGCUUACUAUCAGUCGGAUCUGUACAACAACUUUAUGAACUAUCCGAAUCUGUUCAGUGCGGCCGGUAGUGGGAUCGAUAAGACGGUGGCAACGCUGAACGGUCACAACAUUCCGACGGCACAGCGUGAGAAUGUGAUGGCGGAUUCGAACAACAAGCUUGUGGUGUUGCACGACUGUGACCCCGAGUGUGAUCAGCAGGGAUGCUAUGGAAAGGGCCCGACGCAGUGUGUUGCCUGUAAACAUUACCGAUUGGACAAUACCUGCGUAAGUCGGUGUCCACCAAGAAGCUUCCCGAACCAGGGAGGUGUCUGCUGGCCCUGUCAUGAGUCGUGUGAAACGUGUGCCGGCGCCGGCCAGGACAGCUGUUUGACGUGUGCCCCUGCCCAUCUGUACGUUACCGAUCUGGCCGUCUGUCUGCAGGUCUGCCCGGAGGGAUACUACGAAAAUUACGAUAAUCGAACAUGUGUGCCGUGUGAAGCAAACUGUGCCUCCUGCCAGGAUCGGCCCGAUUACUGUACAAGCUGUGAUCAUCAUUUAGUUAUGCAUGAGCACCGCUGUUAUGCCGCCUGUCCGAAGAACACUUACGAAACGGAGGAUUACAACUGCGCCGAUUGCCAUCCGUCCUGCGCCACCUGCAACGGAUCAUCGGAGAGCCAAUGCAUUCUAUGCCGGGCCGGUCGAUUCGCACACGAAGGUCGCUGCCUGAACGCCUGUCCGGACGGUUACUAUGGUGACAAAAAGCGCCACGAAUGUAUCGCUUGUCCGCAUGGUUGCGCGACCUGUGGUAAUGGGGCCGUUUGUCUCACCUGCCACGACAACUGGACGAUGAACCGGAAGGGGAAAUGCAUUGCCAACGGUAACAACAACUGUGACGAAUCGGAAUAUUUUGAAAACGGCCACUGCCAUCCAUGCCACUCCACGUGCGAAACUUGUACCGGACCGACCGAGAAUGAAUGCUUGACCUGUGCCUCGAAUCUGCUGCUUCAGGGCCAACGGUGCGUUAACGUGUGCGACGAAGGUUACUACAUGGAGGUGGGUGUGUGUGCCAAGUGUCUGCACACCUGCACCCAGUGUGUUUCGCGCAUGAACUGUACCGCUUGCAUGAAGGGUUUGCAGCUACAGAGUGGCGAAUGUCGCACGACCUGUGCCGAUGGCUACUACAGUGACCGUGGAACGUGUGCCAAAUGCUACCUAAGCUGCCACACGUGCAGCGGACCCCGGCGUAACCAGUGCGUCCAGUGCCCGGAAGGUUGGCAACUGGCCGGUGGUGAAUGUUUCCCCGAAUGUCCGGAAGGAUUCUUCAAGACAAAGUUCGGUUGCCAACGUUGCCAUCAUUACUGCAAAACUUGCAACGGAGCUGGUCCGCUGGCCUGUACAUCCUGUCCAGCCCACAGCAUGCUGCAAAACGGACUGUGCAUCGAUUGUCUCGCCUCACAGUACUACGAUCCACCGACGCAAACAUGCAAAACGUGCCACGAGUCGUGCCGGACGUGCAGUGGUCCUGGUCAGUUCUCCUGUCUCACCUGUCCCUUCCCACUGCACCUUGAUCGACUCAACCAUCAAUGUGUGCCUUGCUGUGCGGCGGACGCAUCGCCCGACGAUCAAAGCUGCUGCCAUUGUGACAAAGCAACCGGUGGCUGCAUUAACGCAUCGCCCGCCGGCAAACGACGCAUCGGUGCCGAGCAACAGUUGCUACAGUUUGGCGAGGAAAGCAACAGUGGUGCCGCUAUUGUACCGGGCGAGGGUGCAGAAGCCGGCCAGUCCCAUCGGGUCUGGCAGCAGUUCCUAACAAGCACGUCCACGCCGACGCUGAUGGUGGUCGCCGUGUCCGGCUGUCUGCUAAUUGUUACCCUGUUUGUAGUGAUAUUUACCGUUUUACAGAAGCGUAGCCAAACGAUGUACACUGGAAUUAAGUAUAAUAAAUUAGGCAAGAAACCACCGUCGGGCGGUAGCCGAACCACGAGGAUAUCGAUACCGGCCGAUGGCGAUGAUUUACUGGAACCAAUUGUAAAUAAUGGCGACGAGGAGGAGGACGACGAGGACGACGAGGAGGACGAUGAUGACGAUGCGUACGGUGGUGGGGCCGAACCGACCAGGCAAACGCUGGCCGGAGAGGAGGAGCAGGACGAGGAAGACGAGCAGCAACAACGUGGAGGACGUUUUGACAGCCGGAGGUCAACCGCAGCAAUGGCGCCCGCCAACGCUGCCCGAGGGAAAAGGACGUUCCGGUAUGCGGCUACCGCACGGACCUAGGCAUCACACACCCACGGAUGAAUUUAGAAGCCGGAAUGAACAUAAUUUUACACCUCCCUUUCCAACGUCCUCUCGCGGUUACCGUUUCCCCUUUGCUCCUCCACCCACGCAUACAUCCACCCAUCGUAUAUGCGAACGAGGUGUCUGACACGGAUGAUGGGUGCGGAAAGGUGCGUCUGUUUGCAUGAGAAUGUCCGUGCUGGAGGAACACUUUAGUGUGCCGACCGUGUUUGCACGCGCGUGUGUGCGUGUUGAAAAAUUUUCCCAAUAGCAGCUUCCUGGGAGGAACGUCCCUCCCCCCGGACAUGAAAAGCGAACAUCAAGCGAAACGGAACCAGAACCGAACCCGCGAUGCCUGUGACCACCGCGUAUGGGCACAGUAUGGCAGAUAAACCGCGGCCAUUCUCAAACAGGCCGACCGGAACUGGCCAACGCACACCCACACACACGACCUCCACAUCGCGACAGCAAUUCAUCAGUAGUUAAUUUUAAAUCAUUUUAAGAACUUCGCGCCACUGUUUCAUGUGGUCAGUGUGAGCCACGUAAAUUAUGCUUCGUUGAGUUGUUUUUCUCCACAGGAAUUUUCCCACAAAACAAAACAAAAAUGCUCUAUACAAAUACUGUUUUUUUUUUUUAUUAAAAUUAUAAAACAAAACAUCUUUUCGCAUAUAUUUCGUGGUUCCUUGCAUUUGCAGCCAACCAACGGGAUGGUACGUGCAUUUGUGUGAGUUUGUAAUUGUGCGUGUGAAUGUAUGAGUUUUUUAAAGUAAGAUUAAUGCAAUUUUUGUGAAAUUUUUUUUCUAAGCUUACAAAACACUAACUUCGUUUGUAUGAUUUAUUUCUUUACUUACUUUUUUAAACACUUUUUCGUUUGAUCUUGUCUAUUUCCUUAUUGCUUGCAAACCAUUUUGUGUUUCUUUUGUUUUUUUUAUAUUUAUAUUUGCUUUUUCUUUCUUUUUUUCUGUCUUUUCUUUCUUUUGUUUAUAUGUACUUCAUAUUUACCCAAUUUCUUGGUAGUUAUAAUUAACCCUUCUAAGCUUAUUAAUAAUUCUUUCGUAGUUUCAUUCUGCGCUCUGAUUGAAUAUUGCGUGUGAUUGCGUGCAUUUGCGUGACUAAUGGUUAACAGAAAGUGGGUAGCAAACGAACGAACUCAAAACACAAGGUUUAGAAUGGGAAAUCAUGUGGAGAACAAAAAAAAACGGGAAAAGAAACUGUCGCGCGAAAGGAGCAAAAAUACGGGAGGUAAAAGAUUGAAAGAAGCUAGGGAAUAUUAUAUAUAUAUACAUAUACAUAUAUACAUACUUUAAAAUAGAUAUAUAUUGAACUAUACAUAUUUUUUUUAUUUUGAAAAAAAACACAACCAAAAACCGUCUAUGCAGAACGGCAGCAAAACGCCUAAAGGGGAUGCGAAGCGAAGGGGCACAGGGAAAGGUGAGAAAAAAGGUAGCUAAAAAGCGACAAGCGAAAGGUAAAAAUCAAACUCUUUUUAAACAACCCCCGCCUCGGCUGCAAAAUGUUGAGCAUUGUGUAUAGCAAAAAAAAAAUCCCAUUCAAAAAAAAGGCCCAUUAGAAGUGUAAGUGUGUAAAGGAGAAACGAACAAAUGGAAAAUGAGCCCCGAAACAGGAAAACAGAGUAACGGAUACAGUUGGGUGAUAUUUUUCCUCUAAAAGAAAAAGGUAAGGGAAAAAAGGGCAACGUUGUAGCAACGUGAAAACACUCGCAUUAAACACACACACAGCCCACACGGACACAAAUCAAAAGCGUCGGUAGUGGUAACGAACGUUCGAAAACGCAUUGGCAAAAAGCAGUGGGAAGUAAAACAAAAAAAAACAACAUGAAAACAGGGGUGAUAUGGUGUUAUACUAGGUAAAAUUUAAUUAUUUUUUAAGUCAACCAGAUAAAUAAACGUAAACGAAACACGAAACACAAAACUAAUACUGAAACAAUUUUGCACUAGCGACAAAACAACAGAACAGAACCCGAACAAGCAAACACACGUGUUGCGGUGUGUCAGAAGGGCGGUAAUGAAACAAAAUCAAACAAAACGCUCAGCUUUUAGCUGAAGACAGACAAAACACAGAAGAAUCAAAACUGAUGCAAAACAAAUAGCACACAAAAUAGGAAAGAGUAACACACCCAUGAGGUGUGAACUUAUUAAAGAAAAACAAGCAAACAAACAUAGUUGUUAAACGCCAUGAAAGAAAAGUGUAGGAAAAUUGGAAUGCCAACGAAAAAAGGAUGGGAAAAUGGACCGAGUGGAGACAGGAAAGUGCGGAUUUUGGGGGGGGGGGGGGGGGAGGGAAGGGGGAUAUGAAAAUUGCAUCGGAAACAAACAUACAUAAGCCAAAAGCAUGUACACGCUUCGUGUACACGCAAAAAAGGGAGGAAAAGCUAGAACCAGGUUCGUACUGUGUGGAGAGAACAAAAAACCUGGCAAGAAGCAAAGCGAGUAACACACAGCUGUACACUGCGAAAGUGCAUGACAAAAUGUUCAACUUGUUUUUGUAAAAAAAAAGAAUGAAUAAAAUGGAAACAACCCAAUCAAA
Molecule: messenger RNA, 8803 nt
Organism: Anopheles funestus (African malaria mosquito)
Lineage: Eukaryota; Metazoa; Arthropoda; Insecta; Diptera; Culicidae
Product: furin-like protease 2
Exons: 17
Coding region: 1685-6256 (1523 amino acids)
Biological process (GO): protein processing
Cellular component (GO): Golgi membrane; trans-Golgi network
Molecular function (GO): serine-type endopeptidase activity
Source: RefSeq, a predicted model, not a curated record